AUUAAUUUGACAGUCAGAGUUCGCUCGAUUUGACAUUUGUGUUAAAACGUGUGUAAUGUCCAGUUAUAAAGCAUAAAUUCGUCCAAUAACGUUCACGAUGAAUCUAAGGAAACACCAAGGCGACCCAAAUGAAGAUUCCUCAGAGUCGGGUGAUGAAAAUCAAAACAACGUGGAAUGCGCUCACAUCAACAAGGCCGUUGACUUACAAAGGGUGAAGAAGUCCUUGGUUCGUUCUGGCUUCCUCAUGGACUGUGAGGAAUGCAAAAAACUGCCUCCGGACAACGAUAUGGACUUCAUAGAGUACGACCAAUCUUUAUGGCUUUGCCUGAAAUGCGGGAACCAAGCAUGUGGCAGAGGUCGCAAUAAACAUGCACUCAAACAUUAUGACACCCCUCAUUCUGAUUCACACGCCCUUUGUGUGAAUACAACCAUCUGGAGCGUCUGGUGUUAUGAUUGUGAUGACGAGGUCAACGUUUCCUGCAAGAAAAAGCUGCAAGAGGCUGUCGAGUUCCUCAGGAAGCAGGCGGAAUCCAAUAAAAUCAAACAACAGCCUAGUACCACUAGUAUAGCAAGAGUAUUAGAUGAAUUGCCUGUGAUAACAACCACCACCUCCUCCACUAGCAGCAAUGCAGGAGCCAUCCCCAAGACAUUGCCUUUUUCCUCUUCAAAUAUCCCCAGAGCAAGAGGGUUGAGUAAUCUGGGCAACACAUGCUUCUUCAACUCAGUGAUGCAGUGCCUUGGUCAGACACCUUACUUGCUCCAAUUGCUGGAGGAGACAUCUGAGGAUGGCCAGUACUUCAGGUUGCCUGGUGGAAAAUUGACAUUGGAGGAUAAGGAAACUGUUGAUUUGCCACCACUUGAAGGUACUCUGGAAAAGUGGAAACCUCUUACUGGCGCUCUUGCUCAAACCCUGAAAGAACUCCAAAGCGGUAGAGCCGAAGUCUACAACCCACGCCUUCUCUUUUCCAAAUUGAGGACGAAAAUGCCUCAGUUUGGAGGAGGUGACCAACAUGAUUCUCACGAGCUGCUUAGGCAUCUGCUUGAAGCAGUAAGGGAAGAGGACUUGAGAAGAUACAAGACUGUUAUUCUCGAGAAAUUAGGUUUCAAUCUAAAAACAGAUCCGGCAACUGUGGAAGGCGACAAAAAGGCCAUCAUAAAAUUCUACGGGCAGCAGGCGUCCGAUUUACUUACACCUACUGAACAGGUAUUCAGAGGCGUGCUGGUCAGUACGUUGCAGUGCCAAGUGUGCGACCAUAUGUCACAUCGGGAAGAAUACUUUUUGGAUUUGAGUUUGCCGAUUUGCGAAAAACAGCUACCUCCAGUCUUGAGAAGGAAAGCAGAAGAUAUAGAGGAUAAACCUUCCAAACACCAGAUAAAGAAAGAAAAACGUGCCGAAAGAAAAAAGAACAAGAAGCAAAAAAGCAAUCAAAGCUUGUUAUUGAAUUCCAAUACCUCUUUAGUGGCGUGGACCGGCGAAGAAAUGGGCAACAAGUCUGAGAGUGAAUCUGAUGCUGAUAUCGAGGAUAAUGCUGAGGACUCAUCGAACAACAGCGCUCCCCGUUCCAACACCGUAGGCGUCCCCGGCGGUGAAGAAGCCCUGCCGAGCCCUCCUUCGAUCAGCACGAAAGGUUCUGAAUCGGGGUACAACUCGGACAAGGCCGAGGGGGGCGUAGGCCCAGGGCCGCAGGUAUUGGGAGACACGCCACCCGACGCGCGCGCAGUCUCCCCUUCGGCAGGGGACAGUGGCGUGCCGUCGCCGCAAGCGGGGGCUGCGUCUACGCCCGAGGAUAGGAGUCCCGACUCUAGUGAGACCAAUGUGGAUAUGGGGAGUCCGCAGGCGUGUUGUGGGAACAACAGUCCGAAUGAGGAUGUCUUCGAGGACUUUGACUUUGAAAGGCCACAAUCAAGGCUCGCUUUCGCUAACACUGAUCUCAAGAUGGACUUAGAAAAACUUAGUUUAUUGAAUGAUGGUGAUUCCUCCAAAGUCAACAGUUUGUUUCAUCAUGAAGAAAUGGACAGUGAUCUUAAAGGUGCUUGUGGUCCUGUGAUAACAGAAGAUGAAAAGAUGGAAGAAGACGAGUACAUGAUGGACAGCCCCUCAUGGCUCGGCACCAUGUCCGGCGGUCGGUAUCAAUGCGAAGAAGGGGAAUGUUCGAUUCAAUCCUGCCUGAACCAGUUCACAGAGUGCGAGUUAAUGGCCGGUAACAACCGGGUCAGUUGCGAAGUGUGUACCAAAAAAAGUGGUCAAGGCAAAACGGUGUACACGGACGCUAGCAAGCAGUUGCUCAUCUACAAUCCUCCAGCGGUGCUUAUUUUGCAUCUAAAGAGGUUCCAGGUUUUUCGACUCCGCUCAGCCAAAGUAUCAAAAUUCGUGAAAUUCACCACGCUGUUGGACCUUGCACCGUUCUGUUCGAAACGGUCGCAGAACCUGCCAACAUUCGAGGCUGGCCAAACUAGGGUAUUAUAUUCAUUGUACGGGGUGGUGGAACACAGCGGGUCUAUGCAUGGAGGUCACUACGUUUCUUAUAUUAAAGUACGACAACCUUUGGAUCAAAACAGUUAUAGGUGGCAGUACCUGCCAAAGAACCAAAAAGAGAAGCUAGACAACGCGACGAAAAGCGCUCCCAGCGAACCGACGGCACCUCCAGGCAAAUGGUACUACAUCAGCGACUCAUUCGUGAACGAAAUAGCAGAAUCGCAGGUGUUGGGCGUACAAGCUUAUUUAUUAUUUUACGAGAGGAUCCUGUAGUUAUUUCUAUUUAGGUUUAUUUAAUAAAUGUAACGAGGAUGUAGGUUUAUUUUAUCAAAUCGAACGUUUCUUCAAAUAAGUGAAUUAUUAUAAGGCGAUGGACAAAUUCCUGGAACAUUCUUAUACAAUUACGGGUAUUUAUUAGUCGGUCAGCGAAAAAAUGUAGGAAUGGAAAUGGCGAUUGUACCGGUUUGAGAAACUGUCGGCGCUGUUACUUUUUUCUCUUAAAUUGAUGAUUUGUUUUUGUGGGAUAUUUAAUGUCGCAUGUCCCUUUUUUCAACAGCCUGUCUGGAGGAGUAUUCUUAAUAUUUUCGUCUGAUUGGUUCAUUGUGUGUAUAGAGAUGAAUGAAAAACAAUAUUAUCGGUUUCUUUUUUGUCAAAAAAUGCAUUUUUGUGCAUUUUUUCUUCAACUGUAACUUGUUAACAAAUAAUAGUACAGCUCUAAAAUUGUAUGUGAAUAUUCCACUUUUAUGGAGGAAAUGAACCGGUGAUUACUUUUUUGUUAUCACAAUCUCUCUUCAAAAAAUCUUUGCUUGAAAACUCAAUCUGCUGUAAAAUGAGGUUUCAAGAAAAUCAAAGAUUUUUCGAAGAAAAAAGAAUUGAUUUGAAUAAAAGUAAUCACUUGCUCAAUUCUACUACAAAAGUGGAAAAGCUAUAUUUGUUAACAAGCUACGAUCGAAGAAAAAAUGAAUUUUUGACAAAAAAAAAAUUGAUAAUAUUGUUUUUUAGUCAUGUCUAUACAUACCAUGAAACAUUCAGAUGAAAAGGAUUUGGAAUACUACUCCAUACAGGCAGAUAAACAAAAAAAAAACGACAUGCGACCUUAACGGACAGCCCUAACCAUUCAGGUACUUUUUAAAAUUUGGUGGCGGUUAUACAUUUUUAGAAAAUGGUGAGUAUUUUUUAUAAACUUCUGCAUUGCACAAAGGAUUUAAAUUUUAACUUUUAUUUCAUAUUUUUUGUUGCGCAGUUUUUUGUGAUUUGGAAUUUUAAAGGUAUUUUCAUAACUUUUAAUAUUUACCGAGAAAAAUAUAUCGCUAUUGAACAAAUUAGAAAAUUAUGCGAUAAUAAUUGUACAUUUGGCGUAGAUAAUGCGGUUGUGCUUUAGUAUUUUCAAUGAAUAUAUUCCAAACUUACAGCUCAAGAAGAAAGGGUGUCCAUUUAAGAAAAAAAAAAUACAAACUUAAUGAAAAGAAAAAAGUAUUACUGUCAACAUAUUCUUAAACUCGGCGGGUUUUAUUUCUUAAAUAUCAUUCCGUCCAAAUGUUUGCCAUCACUCUUCUAAUCGCGGGCGCAAAUUCUGAAACACUUGCAGAGUUUAUUUCUCGUCGAAUGUUGUCUUUAAGCUCCUCCAGUGUUCAUGGAUUAUUGGAAUACACUUUCACAAUAAAUAAUCACAUGGCGUGAGGUCGGGUGACCUAGGAGGCCAGUGAAUGUUUCGAAACUUUUAUAUAACUGUUUGAGAAAAAAGUACUUUCACUGUGUCCAUCGAUUCUCUGAAAGUAUGGCAGUGGCCGGAUCCUUUUGAAACCAUGUUUUUCUGUUGAAUUGACGUUUCAACAUCCGUUCAGCACAAUAUUUCCUUAAUACGUUAUCACUUUCCUUUAAAGCACGGACUGAUUGGAUUUUAUAUGGAUGAUGCCAUGCAUUGUUGACCUAGGGAUUCCCGAAGCAGCGGGAUGCUUCCGAACAGAACGGCGAGGAUUUCCAAUGACCGAAUCACUCACCCGACGCACAUUUUAUUCGGUUGAUACAGUAGGUGUGGGGCCAGGAAUAGGUUGACUAAGAGUAGAGCCUGUUUCACGGAACCUCUUGAUCCACUUUUUCAAUAUGUUCUUACUUGGGGCAUCUCUUGGUCGGCGAAUGUUGUAUCGUAUACAAAAUUUAAGAAGGGUAGCUGCGUAUGAAUCACCACUCAAGUAAGUCUCGAUAGCAAAAGCACGUUGCGCCCUAGUCCAGCGUUCCAUUGCGACUAUUUAACCCGCACGCCGAACGCGUCGAUUAAGACCUCUUCCCACUUCCUCGCGUUUAGGUUGCCGCGUAAUUAAAGUUUGGAAUCUUAACUUUCCACUGUGAUACCAUCAUUAUUUUCCGCCCGCAUUUCUUUGCCUUUCAUUCUCUCGCUGGCCAGAUCUGUGGCAAUUUUUUUUUACAAAUGGGUGAUCCACAAGCAUACGGAAAAUAUAUCUAGAUACCUUUGGUGCUUUGGAUAAUUUUUGGAUAGCUUCCUUGAUUCGAAGAUACACGGCAAAAUAAAUGUUGAAGCGAUUGGUUCAAUAUCUUUAAGUUUUUUUUGCUAAAAAAUCCUCGUUUCUGGCUCAAAUGGAUCUAAAAUUUUCCAGGAAUUUGUCCGUAUCUAAAAAAGACUUUUGCAAAACUGCCCAAUAGAAAUUAAAUCUUAUAAGGUUCUUAACUUUCUCUUUGUACUUCAGUAAACUUUGUAUCAUGAAACUUAUCAUAGUAGGAACCAAAAUAAUAUUACAUUACAGUUAUUGUGAAACAGUUGCAGUUCUUAUAACAUAGAUUUUUUCAAAAUUCGUUUCUCCAUUUUUCAUGUUUAAAAGGAAUUAUUUUUAAAGUGAAACAGAAAUCAAGCACUAUUAUUUACAAAAUCUUGGUGAUAUCAUAUUCAGUUCUGUAUUUCCAAAAGUAGCUUACCAUGUUUUAACACAUACAUUACAAAAGCUUCAUAGUCAAAUAUUUAUUGCCAAAGGUUUAAUCACCAGACAUUCAAAUGCUACAGUUUGAAAACAAUUAUAUUUACUUGUAUCCUUUAUUCUGGAGUUCUCGAUGAUCUUACCUAAAACUUCAAAGUAAUAGGAGACGAUACACUUAAUUCUGAUACUGAACCCUUUUAUUAAAAAACAGUUGUCAAGAUAAUAGACUUUUAUAGAGUUUAUCUCGGUGAUUGAUAUGUUGAAAAGAUCCAAUCUGAUUUUUGUACAGUGCUAUCCAAGAUUUAUAGAAUCACGAACGAGAAUUUUUUUAUAGGUAAUAAUCCUAAGAUUCUAUGUUAAACAUCCAAUUUUGACAUAUUAUAUAUUUCCAUCAAUUUAAGGUAAAAUCGUGUAUAUUUAUUUACAGCUGUAUAAUUUUCUUCAAGCAAUUAUGUCCUCAAAU
Molecule: messenger RNA, 5869 nt
Organism: Acanthoscelides obtectus
Lineage: Eukaryota; Metazoa; Arthropoda; Insecta; Coleoptera; Chrysomelidae
Source: the annotation of a GenBank genome assembly